Molecule: messenger RNA, 4310 nt
Organism: Bubalus bubalis (water buffalo)
Lineage: Eukaryota; Metazoa; Chordata; Mammalia; Artiodactyla; Bovidae
Gene: EGFLAM
Product: EGF like, fibronectin type III and laminin G domains
Exons: 23
Coding region: 233-3289 (1018 amino acids)
Molecular function (GO): protein binding; calcium ion binding
Source: RefSeq, a predicted model, not a curated record
GCCCGCCCCGCUCCGAAAAGCCCUGCCGCCCGCAGCCGGCUUUACUCCAGCACGCCGACCUCCCGGCUGCAGUCCUGCCUGUUUGGACGCCUCCUGGUCCAGCUCCCUCAGCCCUUCGCCUGCUCACCCAGGUCAGGGGCUCCGCGGAGGCCGCGUCUUCCACGUCUCCCAGGAGACGCCCUUUCCGUGUGCGCCCGGGACUUGGUGAAACUUUGCAGGCGCCCGCGGUGAAAUGGAUUUAAUCCGAGGAGUCCUGCUCCGGCUCCUGCUCCUGGCUUCCAGCCUCGGACCCGGCGCUGCCCCGCUCAGAUCAGCGCUCAGAAAACAAGGCAAGGUUGGACCACCUCUUGAUAUCAUGCUGGAUGCUCUGAACUGUUCAGCUUUCAGCAUACAAUGGAAGAUGCCUAGGCACCCUCCGAGCCCCAUCAUGGGGUAUACUGUCUUUUACUCUGAGGUCGGUGUAGACAAGUCCCUGCAGGAGCGGUCCUAUGGUGUGCCGCCCGGCCUGGAUACCCCGACCUCUGGACGAUUGGAUCAUCAGAUGAUUUUUGAGGAAGUGAUCGGAGAUUUGAAACCAGGCACUGAAUACCGCGUGAGCGUGGCAGCUUACAGCCAGACUGGCAAAGGGCGGCUUAGCUCUCCUCAGCAUGUUACCACUUUGCCCCAAGACUCCUGCCUGGCUCCAACAGCACCCCAGCAGCCGCACGUCACUGUGGUUUCUGAUUCCGAGGUGGCCCUGUCUUGGAAACCUGGAGAGAGUGAAGGAAGCUCUCCUAUUCAGUACUAUUCUGUGGAAUUCACCAGGCCAGAUUUCGACAAGAGUUGGACCUCAAUCCGAGAACAGAUCCAGAUGGAUUCCAUGGUUAUCAAGGGCCUCGAUCCUGAUACCAACUACCAGUUUGCUGUGAGGGCCGUGAAUCCGCAUGGUUCCAGCCCUCGAAGUCAGCCCAGCAGCACCAUCCGAACUGCCCGUCCCGAGGAGUCAGGAAGUGGGCGCUAUGGACCCCAUUAUGCAACCGACACAGAGGCUGGCGAGGAUGAUGACACAUUUGAAGACGACUUAGAUUUGGAUAUUUCCUUUGAGGAGGUUAAACCACUUCCUGCUAUCAAAGAAGGGAAUAAGAAAUUUUUUCUGGAAUCCAAGAUGGCACCUAGACCGAACCCAAUGACUGUUUCUAGGCUUGUCCCCCCAACCGCAGCCUCUCUCCCCACAGCUGCAGCGGCCCCCCGGCCCACCCCAGUGGACAGGAAAGGAAAGCAUGGUGUGGCUGUGAUGCCAAGGCUUUUUGACACGUCUUGCGAUGAAACUCUUUGCUCUGCCGACAGCUUUUGUGUCAGUGACUACACCUGGGGGGGCUCUCGAUGCCACUGCAACCUGGGCAAAGGCGGUGAGAGCUGCUCAGAAGAUAUUGUUAUACAGUAUCCUCAGUUCUUUGGUCACUCCUAUGUAACCUUUGAACCUUUGAAGAACUCUUACCAGGCAUUUCAAAUUACUCUUGAAUUUAGGGCAGAGGCUGAGGACGGCUUACUGCUCUACUGCGGGGAGAAUGAGCAUGGCAGGGGGGAUUUCAUGUCCCUGGCUGUCAUCCGGCGCUCGCUCCAGUUCAGGUUUAACUGUGGAACUGGGGUCGCCAUCAUUGUAAGCGAGACCAAAAUCAAACUCGGGGGCUGGCACACCGUUACGCUCUACAGAGAUGGGUUGAACGGGCUGCUGCAGCUGAACAAUGGCACCCCAGUGACGGGCCAGUCCCAGGGCCAGUACAGUAAAAUUACCUUCCGGACACCACUCUAUCUUGGUGGCGCUCCCAGUGCUUACUGGUUGGUGAGAGCAACAGGGACAAACCGAGGCUUUCAAGGCUGUGUGCAGGCCCUCACUGUUAACGGGAAGAGAUUGGACCUGAGGCCCUGGCCGCUGGGGAAAGCGCUCAGCGGGGCCGAUGUGGGGGAGUGCAGCAGUGGGAUCUGUGAUGAAGCCUCGUGCAUCAACGGUGGCACCUGCACGGCAAGCAAGGCCGAUUCCUACAUUUGCCUCUGUCCCCUGGGCUUUCGAGGUCGACACUGUGAAGAUGCUUUCACCUUGACCAUUCCUCAGUUCAAAGAGUCUCUGAGGUCCUACGCUGCAACCCCCUGGCCUCUGGAGCCCCGGCAUUACCUUUCCUUCAUGGAAUUUGAGAUCACAUUUCGGCCGGAUUCGGAAGAUGGCGUGCUCCUGUACAGCUAUGACACGGGCAGCAAAGACUUCCUGUCCAUCAACAUGGCAGGGGGCCACGUGGAGUUCCGCUUUGACUGUGGCUCUGGGACUGGUGUUCUCAGGAGUGAAGAGCCCCUCACCCUGGGCCACUGGCACGAGCUGCGUGUGUCCCGCACAGCAAAGAAUGGCAUCUUGCAGGUGGAUAAGCAGAAGGCGGUGGAGGGGAUGGCAGAGGGAGGCUUCACCCAGAUUAAGUGCAACUCGGACAUUUUCAUCGGUGGGGUCCCCAAUUAUGAUGACGUGAAGAAGAACUCGGGCAUCCUCAAGCCAUUCAGUGGGAGCAUCCAGAAGAUCAUCCUGAAUGACCGGACCAUCCACGUGAAGCAUGACUUCACGUGGGGCGUGAACGUGGAGAAUGCAGCCCACCCCUGCGUGGGGUCCCCCUGUGCCCAUGGGGGCAGCUGCCGACCCAGGAAGGAGGGCUAUGAGUGUGACUGCCCCUUGGGCUUCGAGGGGCUGCACUGCCAGAAAGCGAUCACAGAAGCUAUUGAGAUCCCGCAGUUUAUCGGCCGCAGUUACCUGACGUAUGACAAUCCAGAUAUUCUCAAGAGGGUGUCAGGAUCAAGAUCAAACGCGUUCAUGCGGUUUAAGACAACUGCCAAAGAUGGCCUGUUGCUGUGGAGGGGAGACAGCCCCAUGAGACCCAACAGUGACUUCAUUUCCUUGGGCCUUCGGGAUGGAGCCCUGGUGUUCAGCUAUAACCUGGGCAGUGGUGUGGCAUCCAUCAUGGUGAAUGGCUCAUUCAACGACGGUCGGUGGCAUCGAGUCAAGGCCGUUCGGGAUGGCCAAUCAGGAAAGAUAACCGUGGAUGACUAUGGGGCCAGAACAGGCAAGUCACCUGGCAUGAUGAGGCAGCUCAACAUCAACGGAGCUCUGUAUGUGGGUGGAAUGAAGGAAAUCGCUCUGCACACUAACAGGCAGUACAUGCGAGGCCUUGUGGGCUGCAUUUCUCAUUUCACCCUGUCCACCGAUUACCACAUUUCCCUGGUGGAAGACGCCGUGGAUGGGAAAAACAUCAACACUUGCGGAGCCAAGUAACACCAGCUGGCCCUGCCCAAAAGACCGAGCCUUCAAUCCUGAGAGUCCCGGGGGCCCGAGACCCUGCCUGACACAGAGGCACGGGGACCAGGAGUGUGUCUUGUCCUCAAGGAGCAAGUUCACCCUGAUGAGAAACUAGAACCGAGGCGGGAGUCCCUCGGUGGCCUUUCCUGCUGACACUCUGUGGGCCAAGCCCAAAGGAACACUCUGUGUAGGAAGCAUGAGACUUCGUCCACUGAGUGUGUGGCGGCUGCCAGAGAGCACACAUCAAGGCGAAUUUCCGAGCCCGUCUGCUGUAGUUCAAUGACUGUGUUGUGAUUCAUAGUUCAUUUUAAAAAAAAGAGAGAGAGAGACCCAAAGGGCAGUAUUAAAAUACUUCUCUCCUCUCCUGACUCAUCACACUCUUACUGACAGCAGAAUGACUGUAAAACCUUGACCCUCUGUUUUCUCACUUCGGCCCAUGAAUAACUAGGAUUAACCCCUUCCCCUCCUCGCUGGCUGGUUCAAUGUGCUCGGACUAUGAAAAUAAGGAUGAAGGGAGACUAGAGAUAGAAUCAUAAUUAUGAAGCUGCCCGCCCCCCUCCACCGCCACCAACCCUGGAAAGUUUACCUUUAAUGAGAAAUCCUUACUUUUUAUAAUGCAAAUCUCAGAAAAUGGGCACCAUGAUUUUGUAGCUCUCCUUUUGUAUGUGUAUAUUUUUAUAGUGACCGACUGUCCAUGCGGUAUACUUUUGCGAGUUUGAGUGGACGACCCUGAGUUCUUCGCACACUUCCUAGAAUUUUCUCCCAAAGGAGACUUGUGUGGGCCCUUCAUGGCAUCAGCGGUGUGGGGUGGGUCACAGGGGUGGGCACCUUGGGGAGCUGACCAUUCCCUCUUGGUAAAGGAUGGCUCAAAGAGGCGAAUAUGAAGCUUCCCGAACAAGCAGAUGAGAAGGCACCAGUGUUACUGAGGUGGGUCACUGUCCUGGUUUUGAGAGAAGGGGAUGUCUGUAGUACACUUGAAUAAAGGAGAUGAAGGCUA